Anoplopoma fimbria (sablefish) is the source of this 3283-nucleotide messenger RNA. RefSeq names its product mitogen-activated protein kinase kinase kinase kinase 5-like. Bases 176 to 2752 code for a protein of 858 amino acids. Gene Ontology annotation, biological process: protein phosphorylation. The record is from RefSeq and is a predicted model, not a curated record. Lineage: Eukaryota; Metazoa; Chordata; Actinopteri; Perciformes; Anoplopomatidae. Gene Ontology annotation, molecular function: MAP kinase kinase kinase kinase activity; ATP binding. The transcript has 32 exons.
GUGUGUGAGUGUGUGUGUGUGACGGCAGCCUAAAGACACGACAGACGACCAAGUGUGUUUUUCUCAGCAGCUCACUUCUUCAGAGAGUUUAUCAGUUUCGUUGCCAGUGAAUGUAGAUGCCGCAAAGUGUUUGUGACAUGCCUCAGGAGGAAUAUUAGCAACAUCAAAGGUCAAAAUGGAUUUCCAACACAGGGUAGCGCUGGAUAUCUCCACCAGGAACCCUCAGGAUGAUUUUGAGCUCCUGAUGAGGGUCGGAGGAGGAACUUACGGAGAAGUUUACAAGGCCCGUAACAAGCAGAAUGGAGAGAUGGCAGCCAUCAAGGUCAUCAAGAUGGAACCAGAGGAUGAUUUUUCUGUCAUCCAGCAGGAGAUCGUCAUAGUGAAGGGCUGCAAACAUCCCAACAUAGUGGCUUAUUACGGCAGCUACAUAAGAGCUAACAAACUGUGGAUCUGUAUGGAGUUCUGUGGAGGAGGCUCCCUUCAGGAUGUCUACCAUGUGACUGGUCCUCUGGCUGAGCCACAGAUCGCCUACAUCUGCAGGGAGAUGCUGCAGGGUCUGCACUACCUGCAUGCACAGAAGAAAAUCCACAGAGACAUCAAGGGUGCCAACAUCCUCCUCAACGACCAGGGCGAGGUCAGGCUGGCUGACUUUGGGAUCUCGGCUCAGAUCACUGCCACUCUUGCCCGGCGGAUGUCCUUUAUCGGGACGCCAUAUUGGAUGGCUCCGGAGGUGGCAGCGGUUGAGAUUAAAGGUGGCUACAAUGAACUCUGCGACAUCUGGUCUGUGGGCAUCACAGCCAUCGAGCUGGCAGAGCUACAGCCGCCGAUGUUCGAUGUUCAUCCGCUGCGAGUCCUGUUUCUCAUGUCCAAGAGCGGCUACCAGCCUCCUAAACUGAAGGACAAGUCUAAAUGGUCCCCCAUGUUUUAUAACUUUGUAAAGGCCAUGCUGGUGAGGAACCCGAAGAGGAGACCCAGCGCCUCCAAGUUGCUCUCAAACAUGUUUUUGACCCAGAAGUGCCUGAAUAGGGAGCUGACCCUGGACCUGCUGGAGAAGUAUCGACACCCUGAGAAACACAAGUCUUGCCUGGUGACGGAGGACGACGACAUGGAGAUGAUGCUGCCUGGAUCUUUGAGGAGAAUCCAGUCUAUCAACAAACACAAUCGAGCAGAGAGGACACAAUCUGACAGUAGCGUGGAACAGAUUUACACUCAGAGGCCUAUGAAGAAUGAAUCGCCAAACGCAACAUUAAGACCUUCACUUGGAAUCAGCGACAGUUGCAAGAGUCCAUUGAGGGAUCAGGACACGGACUCAGAGGACGACGAGUAUGACGAUGUGGACAUCCCUACGAUGUCAGCCACCAGUUGCAUAAUGCCAGACGAUCAAACUCCACCUCCUCUCCCUCCGAAGCCUAAAGCUCGGACCAGCUCAGAGGAAAGCAUAGUGGGGGAGGACGAGCGGGUCAGAAAGCCCUGCUCCCUGUACGCCCCCUCCCCUGUCACCAGGACCUCCAGUGGGACAAAGGUUGGACCUAAGCCCCAACCGCGACCCUUGCGACUCUCAGACCCUACAUCCUUACCUGUCCAGUUCUUUGACAGCCCUGCAGACCUCAUUCCUCCUAAGCUCCCCCCUAAAAGCAGACACCUACCCAAACUCGCAUCCAAGAGUCCUGCUGAGUGUGUCAGCCCCGUCAUGAACAAACCUCCUGUCUACUUUAAAAAGAUCUUCCACGGCUGCCCUCUCAAAAUAAACUGCUCGACGACGUGGGAAAACCAAGCCACCAAAGAGCAGCACCUGAUCCUGGGGGCAGAGGAAGGGAUCUACACCCUGACCCUGAGCAGCUCCGAGGCCAUUAUUGAGCUGCUGUAUCCGGGGAAGUGUACUUGGAUCUACACCAUUAAUAACGUCCUCAUGUCUGUAUCAGGUAAAUCCUCACAGCUCCACUCCCAUUCCCUGAAGGAGUUGUACGAACAGGCUCGGAGGGACCAGAGGACGGGUUCCUUGGCGGCUCACAGACUGUUACCAAGGAAAUUUGCAGUGACGUGUAAAAUACCAGACACCAAAGGAUGCAAGACCUGCUCAGUUGCAGAUAACACGCAGCGAGGCUGUGUGUUCCUGUGCUGUGGCCUGGAGUCCAGCGUAGUGCUGCUGCAGUGGUAUGAGCCCAUGCACAAGUUCAUGCUCAUUAAGAAUUUUGACUUCCCCCUGCCCAACCCUCUGCGGGUGUUCGAGAUGGUGACGGUGCCCCAGCAGGAGUACCCGCUGGUGUGCAUCGGCGUCUCUCUGGGAUCCAGCCCCAACAUGCCCAUCAAUGUAGAAUACAUCAACCUCAACUCCAACACAUCCUGGUUCACCAACUCUGGCCUGGAGAGACCAUGCCCUGAUGUAGUUCAAGUAAACCAGUUAAGCAGUAGCUCACUGCUCGUCCUCAUAGAAAAGUCGGUGCAUAUAGUCGGUCUGAAGGGGGAGCUGAAGAGCAACAGGCCUCUACAUCAGGACACCACCUUCUCUCAUGCUAUCGAGUCUAUAGUGUACUUUGAGGACACGCUGCUGGCAGUGUGGCGUCACGGCUGGCAGAGGAGAGGACAAGGUUUCACUGAGGUGCUGGAGGAAACCACCGACCUCAGGAAGAUCUACAGACUGGUGCAGUCCGACAGGAUGGUGGUCCUGGAGACGCGUCAGACUGAGGACCAUACGGGGCUGUCCAACCUCUACGUCCUGGAAAUUGCUGAGAACUACGUCAUGCUGCCCUGACUCUCCCGUCUGCUGGCGUGGGGCAUCACGGAGAAACGCCCACUCGUAUAUGAACACCUCCACAGGACAUUCAUCCGUCAUCAUUACCUCUGACAGGCGUGGAUGCCACAGUGUUUUAUUUUCUUAUGCGAGGAGCGGUGAUAUGACGGAGGGUUAAAUGAUGGCAGGAUGUUGCCAAAUUGGAACUGACCAAAAAGGAAAGUUGUGUUGAAGCCUCCAAUCUGAAGGGAGUCUGCUCUUAUUUAUGCUGAUUUCAACCUGUGUGAUCAAAAAUAACCUCCAGAAUCCAGACAGCUGAGACAACCCUUAAAUGAACAGUGAAGGAAGGUCCUCCUCUAACACUAAAGAGGAGUAUCUACUUUCUCCUGCAGGGACUGAAAUAUUUCCGAUAACGCCUGGAUGGACUCUUGCUGUGUAGUUUGUAUGCCAGUGUUCAAGACACACACUUCUCACUGCUGUUGAAUUGCAAUAAAGUUAAUGAACACAAGAUGAGGUGACCUGUACUGAUCUUGGGGCGUAAAUGGAUAAUAA